This is a messenger RNA of Lindgomyces ingoldianus, 963 nucleotides long. RefSeq names its product eukaryotic translation initiation factor 3 subunit K. NCBI's taxonomy places the organism in Eukaryota, Fungi, Ascomycota, Dothideomycetes, Pleosporales, Lindgomycetaceae. Gene Ontology annotation, molecular function: translation initiation factor activity; ribosome binding. Gene Ontology annotation, biological process: regulation of translational initiation. The record is from RefSeq and is a predicted model, not a curated record. The coding region runs from base 13 to 750 and encodes 245 amino acids. The transcript is spliced from 3 exons. Gene Ontology annotation, cellular component: cytoplasm; eukaryotic translation initiation factor 3 complex.
ACACAAUCUAUCAUGGGCGUCCCCUUCGACUUAGCGCCAGACCGGCCAGACCACAUCGACCAGAUCCUCAAUGGGCUGGACCGCUACAACCCCGAGACUACGUCCGUCUUCCAGGACUAUGUCAUGCAGCAGUGUGAGAACCAGACUUACGACUGUUACGCUAACCUCGCUCUGCUCAAGCUAUACCAGUUCAAUCCCCACCUCAACCGCGACGAAACCAUUACCAAUAUCCUCGUCAAGGCUCUCACCGUUUUCCCCAACCCCGACUUCGCCCUGUGUCUAUCGCUGCUCUCGACCCAUGUCCUCGCACCCCUCAACACGUCGGCACAUGCCCCAGCGGCUGGCGACGCGCCGCUCUCGGAAGCAGUGCAGAAACUCAACGUCCUGAACAACCUGCUCGGCGGUGCAGACUACUCCGCCUUCUGGAACACAUUAGACUCGGAUGACCUGUACGCCGACUUGGUUGCUGACGUGUCGGGCUUCGAGGAGCUGAUGCGGGUCCGGAUUGCCGUGACAGUCAGCCAGUCGAUACGGGAGGUAGAUAGGGCUAUCCUGGAGUCGUGGCUGAACUGUCGGGGCAAGGAGUUUGACCACUUUGUUGGGACAGUCUGUGGCUGGACUUUGGAGGGGGUGAAGAUUAAGAUACCAUUGAACAAGGAGAAUGAGGCUAAGGGUACCGUAGUGAGGGAAAAUGUGAAGUUCGACCAAUUUUCUCGUGUGAUCAAAAGGUCCUUCGAGCAACCGGCAUGAUUGGUUACCAUGCGAUAUGUGGCGACGAUGAUUAUGGGUGCAUUACACGAUACCGGCCGGCGAGGUCAAUGGCGUUGGGAAAGGCUCAUGAACUAUAUAGCUGACACGGCCAUUCGUGUCAAAAUACCAUGAGAUGCCGCACGAUAACAUUGUAGAUCUAUGAUCGCUCCAGUUCUGGGGCAAAGGUGAAGCACGUGUCCCCACAAAUUCCGG